Molecule: messenger RNA, 2504 nt
Organism: Elgaria multicarinata webbii
Lineage: Eukaryota; Metazoa; Chordata; Lepidosauria; Squamata; Anguidae
Gene: CIZ1
Product: CDKN1A interacting zinc finger protein 1
Exons: 16
Coding region: 1-2358 (785 amino acids)
Cellular component (GO): nucleus
Molecular function (GO): nucleic acid binding; zinc ion binding
Source: RefSeq, a predicted model, not a curated record
AUGGAGAGAAUUCACACCAAAGAGAGGAAGAGGCAGGAGAAGUCGGAAGCCGGUGCUGCCGGUGCCUUGCAAGCCCGGCGAGGGAGGCGAGGCGAGGCGAGGCGAGCCUCGGCCGGCGCCCUCCUCCUCCUCCUCGCCGUCGCCGCCGUCUGUCCGCGCCAGGACCGCACCUCUCCUCGGGCUGCCCCAGCCAUGUUCAACCAGCAGCACUUCCAGCAGCAACUGCUGCAGCUCCAGCACCUCCUCCAGCAGCAGCAACCGCCGACGCCCCAACAACAGCCGACGCCACCAAGCCGGGGCGUGGCGCCAUCCCAGCAGCAACAGAUGCUAAAUUUGCGGGCUACCAGUCAAGCGUCGCUCCUCAGCGCCAAUCCCAUGCUUCAGCGGGCCCUGCUUCUCCAGCAGAUGCAAGGUAACUUGAGAGGAUUUAACAUGGCAGCCGCCCCGGUGCUGCAGCAGUUUUUCCCUCAGGCAACGAGACAUUCGCUUUUGGGUCCCCCUCCUGUUGGGGUCUCCUUAAAGCCGGCCCGCCUGGCUUUCCCUACUCUCCCGUUUCAGCGGCAGAACCGGGCCUUUCGCAAGGACUUCCCGAGGGUUCCUGAGAGGAAGCGGGAGGCAGAUUCUGCGUCGUCCUCUUCUCAGGGGCAAGGAGCGGCCGAGAGCGGCCCUACACCGGACGACUCUGCCAGUAAAGCAGAAUCCGAGCAGUCUAGUUUUUCACCUUCAGAGACACCAAGAGAAUCAACGCCAGAUGGCCAGCCUGUCGCCAAGCGUCUAAGAAGCGAAAUUGAAGACUCUGUCCCCGACGAAACGGCAUGCCUCCCACAAGCGGAGGAGUCCAUCGCCGAAUCCCUCCUGGAAGAGGCAGACAAUGAGAAAGAGAACUUGGCUGCAGAUGUUCCCAAGGAGAAGGAUUUCGCUGAGGAGCUGAAUACUUCAGAGGUGGUCAGCACCGCCGGCUCCUUGAAAGUUACAAUCCAGCAGAGCAGCGAGAGCCGGGCGAUUAGCACCACGGCCCUGAAGCCGGCGCACUGGACCUCUGAGAUGGGCGCAGCCGAGACCAGCCCUGAGUCUGCCCUGAAGUUCUAUUGUUACAUCUGCAAGACUGACUGCUGCAACCAGCAGAAUUUCCAGAUUCACAUGACCGGCCUCCAACACCAGCAGCGGCUACAGGAGAUCCAGCACAUGAGUAACAUUUGUUUAGUCUCAUUGCUGCCCAUGAUGAAGGAGCAGCAGCCUCUGGCCGGGGCAGAUGGAGAGAGCCAGCAGCGAUGGUGUAACACCUGUCAGAUGAAUUUUACAGGUGACCUGAUAAAGCAUCGGCGGACUCAAGAACAUAAGCUCGCCAAGCGCUCUCUCCGCCCCUUUUGCACAGUGUGCAGCCGCCACUUCAAGAGCCCGCGCAAGUUUGUGGAGCACAUGAAGUCCCUGGAGCACAAGGAGAAGGCCAAAGAGGUGAGAUUGGGUGAGAAGGAGCGAGGCGGGCCAGAGGACUCCGAGGAGCUUAUAACGGUUGAUGCUGUCGGCUGUUUUGAAGAGGAGGAGGAGGAAGAAGAGGAAGAGGAGGAGGAAGAAGCUGGAGAGGAGGAUGGCGACCCUGAAGUGGACAAGGAGGAGCCUCUUCCCAAGCAGGUUGGACUGAAGGAAGUGUCAUCAGAAGACGCUGGAGGAAACGAGGAAUACUGUCCAGAUACCAUCUAUGGCCCGGAUUUCCUGGUCCCCGUGGCAGGAUUCCUCUGCAGGCUGUGUCACAAAUUCUACCAUAGCGACUCGGCCGGCCGGCUCACCCACUGCAAGUCCCUGAUGCACUUUGAAAACCUCCAGAGGUACAAAGCCACAAGGAUGCAGGCCGUGCCUCCGGAGCCUUCCGCGCAUCCUCCGCAGGAGCCAGGUGACCAACGGACUGCCGUCGCUGCUAACACGGAGGAUAAAACUGAUCAUGCCGAAAAGGCAGCCGUGGUCUUAAAGGAAGCUGGGGGGUCUCCGAGGGAGGAAGAGGCCCUUGCAGCCCAGGGGAUUCACCCAGCAGUUCUUGAAAGCGGGGAUGCGUGCAGAGCCCUUUCCACGGAAGAUGGAGAUGAGGAAAGCCAUCUUUCCACGCUGAGCGACAGCGCCUUGGGCCAAGACGACACCAUUGCGAUGGGGGAAGCAAGAGGACUGUGUACAGAGAAACAGGAACCCUGCAAGGAAACGAAGCUGGAAGCCGUCUCGGGGAGAGCCUCGGCAGACGAAGCGGAGCGUGGCGCAGACGAAGCCCCGGGCAGCCAAGAGCAGGAGAAGGAAGCGGAACCCCUCGCCCCAGCCAGGGGGGAGUCCUCGUCCGGCCGCAGGCGUUCGACGAGGCGGCGGGCCCGAUAAUGGAAGCACUCUCUCCAUGUAGAUUAUUCCCGGAAAGGUUUUAUUCCACCACCCCCAUUCCCCCUUUGUCUUCUACUUUUAGGCAAAAAGUCUGCUAUAGUUUUGCUGCAGUUUUUGUUAAAUUAAAAGGAGGGGGAAAAAAGCAA